AUGACUACACAACCUCAAAGCAUCAUUCCUUUACCCCUGUGGGUUCUCGUGCCGCUAGGAAUUGUCGUUAUUCCUACCCUCCCCUUCGUCUUAGCAUACUCGAAAUCCAAAAAGAAGUUCGAGGACUGGAAAAAGAAGGCUCCGCCCGUUCGCCCAGAAUAUGUAUUAGCACCACCAGGUGAUCAGGUCUUACAUGUUGCGGCUAUCUCCGGUCGUCUCUGUGGCAUCCGAUGCUACGAAACAGACCCCUACGCGACCGGCGUGGAAGCACGAAUGCUGGAAAUCCUCUGA
Molecule: messenger RNA, 291 nt
Organism: Penicillium riverlandense
Lineage: Eukaryota; Fungi; Ascomycota; Eurotiomycetes; Eurotiales; Aspergillaceae
Exons: 2
Coding region: 1-291 (96 amino acids)
Source: RefSeq, a predicted model, not a curated record